Molecule: messenger RNA, 3092 nt
Organism: Nothobranchius furzeri (turquoise killifish)
Lineage: Eukaryota; Metazoa; Chordata; Actinopteri; Cyprinodontiformes; Nothobranchiidae
Gene: cfap58
Product: cilia and flagella associated protein 58
Cellular component (GO): cytoskeleton
Source: RefSeq, a predicted model, not a curated record
ACAAUAAUGGCAAUGGCAAUGAUAAUGCUAACGUUGCUGUUCUGUUCUUAUUUUAAUGAGAAUGGCGGCAACACAGGCGCGUUGCUGCCCCCCUCAGGUCAGCUGUAUUAACAACAACGCUGCUUUAUCUUCAUAUUUGAGGCCCGCCGCUGUGGCGUGUGCGUUGUGCCAAUUAACCCGCAUUUGGCCGGUGGCGGGUGCUAAUUGCCACCCUGUAAUGUGAGGACAAUGUACACAGCAUCAUUGUUGAAAAGGCUUUUCUUCACGAGACAGCGAUAGUUGCUGAGAAACCAACAUGUCUCCAAAAGUCCCGCGAGACCAGCUGUUGCUUAGUUACCAUGUCAACAUUUACCGGGACGGACAGGACGAAGAGCAAGCUCACUGCUGAUUUCCAAAUGGAGGAAUUUACAAGCAAGGGCUCUUCUGAGUCCUUGGAAGAGUUCCAGCUUGUCGUAAAUGAGCUGGCUGGGGACAAGAGCAUGGACAGGAUACGGAUGGAGUAUGAAAAACUCCUCUCUGCACUGAAGAAGUCUCGGGACAGCGAGAAAAUCCUCAUGCUUAAAUGCAGGGAGCUGAAUGCAGAGAUUGUGUCUGCCUCUAAAGCAGCUGCUGCCCUGAAACUCUCCCAGGAAGACCAGGCGGCAUUAAAGCCACUAAAGAUGGAACUGGAUGAAGCUUGGAAAAUGGUUGCUACUGCUCACGAUAAACAGGAGAAAGACAGCGAGACCUUGAAGAAUUUGAAAGAAGACAUUUCUAACCUGACAAAGACGACAUUCCAACAGCCGGAAUCUUCUGAGGACCAUCAUGAUUUAAUUAUCAUGGUUCAAGACUUGACAAAUGAAAGGGAUCAGCUGGAAACAAUGGUGGAAGGUCUAAAAGAGAAACUAAACCAGGCAGUCACAACCCACCAAGAGUUACAGGAACAACGAGAGAAGGCCUUUCAGAACAUUUCUCAGCUGCAGCAGGAGCUUCAGGUACAGCAGAAUGAGAUUUCCAGAGAGACGAGAACAAAGGAGAAGCUGGUCAAAGAGGUGAAGCAGCUGCACGCUGACAUGGAGAACAAGAUGGCCGAUAACAGAGUUUUGGGUCUACAGAGCCAGAAGGUCAAAGAGGAGAAGCAGAAACUAGAGCAACAGCUGACGGAGCUGAAGAUGUUACAGGAGCGAUCCAUCAGGGAUCUGGAGCAACUACAGAUGAAGAACGCCAAGCUGCAGCAGGAAUGUGAGCACCUCUCUUCAGCCAAAGAGCGUCUAUCUCUGGAAAAUCAGCAGACUGCUAACAAGCUGAAGGUGAGAGAAGAAGAGGUCAGUCUGAUGCAUCAGGAGGUUGCUAAACAAACCAAGAUGAGGAAAGUCCUCCAGAAGAAGCUCCACCAAGUGGAAGAUCAAAAAGCUGAAGCAGACGUGCAGAAGGAGAGACUGAAAGCACACACUGCUGCUUUAGAGAAAGAUCUCGAAUCUUUCCGAAACCAAAUGGGGUCAGACAAAAAGGCCAGAGAUGAAAUGAUCCGAGAAAGGGACCUCUUACACAAGAACAUGAUCAGAGCUGUGCAGUCAACUGAGAAGCAGCAGAGCCUGGUUAAGGUUCUGGAGCAGGACAAGAAGGUCUUGGAGAACGAGAUCAGCGCCUACAUCAAAGAGGCCCAAAUGCAGCGCAAAGCCAUCCAUCAGCUGGAAAAAGAGCGAGACCACUACAUCAACGAAACCAACAGCCUCAUGCAGAGGGUGCAACAGAAUAUCAGAGAUGCUGAAGUCAGAGAGAUGGAGGUUUUUGAUUGGAGGAAGAAAGUCACGGAGGCGGAGUCAAAGGUGAAGCAGCAAGAAAACCUCCUGGAAUCAGUCGUCUCAGAAAGAAACCUCUACAGCAGAAACCUUACUGAGACUCAGGAGGAGAUUGCAGAGAUGAAAAGAAAGAUGAAGAUAAUGACCAACCAAGUCACGCAGCUUAAGUAUGAGAUCAUUGGGAAGGAGGAGGCCAUCGCUAAAGAUCAGCAGGAGAACAAGCAUUUACGGAAGAGCAGUGAGGCUCUAAAGGAAGAGCUGCAAGAAACAAAGCUGCAGCUGGAUAAAACAAGGCAGAUCGUUGACAGCCAAAAAGCAGAAGAGCAAAAUCUGCAGAAGGUGAUCGCCAACAUUAAGAGUGAACAAAUCCAACAAAACAAGCAACUGGAAAAGCUAAUGAGGGAGCAGGAAAGUCUCAGCAAACAGCUGCUACAGCGUAAUAAUGAACGUGCUCUGCUGUACGAGAAGAUCAAAAUCCAGCAGUCAGUCCUGAGCAACGGGGACUUCCAUUAUAAUCAAAGGCUGGAGGACAUCCGUCUGCUCAAGAUGGAGAUCAAACAGCUCAACCAAAAGAAGACCAUUAUAGACAAGAGUCUGCCCAACACGGAAAAGCUGAGGACAGAACUGUUCCACCUGCAGAAAGAGCUGCUCAGAGAAAAAGCAAGGAGCAGCAUCCUGGAAGAGCAGCUGAAGCCCAUAAAUAUUCACAGAUGGAGGCGGCUGGAGGGCAGCGAUCCUGGGAAAUACCAGCUCAUCCAGAAGAUUCAGUCAUUACAAAAGAGACUGAUAGUCAAGACCCAGGAGCUUGAAGAGCGAGAACUUUUGCUGCAGGAAAAGGAAAAGCUUUACGUGGAGCUGAAGCACGUUUUGGCCAGGCGACCUGGUCCAGAAGCAGCUGAACAGCUCCAACGGUACCAGUGGACCAUCAGAGACCGAACCAAAAAACUUAAGGCGCUGACGGCAGAGCUGCUGAUUCUUGACUUGAGGAUGAAGGAGUUCAAGAGUGAGAAUCAAAGACUGGAGAAUGAGCUGGCUAAUGUAAAGUAUCUCCAUCAGAAAAAAGCUCUACAGUGCACAAAGCGCCUGGACCAAAGUGGAUCUAAUGGAAGCUCCCUGCCCCGGCUCAGGUUUUAGGAUGGACGAGCAUGUGGCACCCCACACUGAACAUUUGAAACGUUGUUCUUACCAAGCUAAUGUGUCAAAAGUAAGGGUGACAGUGAGCACAAGUUUGUUAUUUUUGGAAUCUUUUUAGGUUUCAAUGUUAAAUUUGUGCUUGUUUUUUUCUUUCCGAAUAUUAAAGAUGCCACAGAA